GAAAUUAUAUAAAAAUUGAAUUUUAAAAUAUGAAAGCACACAGUAUGGGCAGGCUAGAGCUACUGGCAUGGCUUAAUGAUUUUAUUGAGACUGAUUAUACUAAGCUAGAACAAUGUGCUGAUGGAGUGGGAUAUGCACAGAUUAUUGAUGCCAUACAUCCAGGUGUGGUGCCAUUGUAUAAGAUGGAUUUUAACGCUAGGCAUAAAGAAGAUUUUGUCAGGAAUUUAAACUUGCUUGAUAGGUGACUCAAUCGUCUGAAAAUUUCGAAGACUAUACCUGUUGAUCAGAUUAGUAAAGCGAAGUUUCAGUCUAAUAUGGAGUUUGUGCAAUGGCUUUAUUCUUAUACUACAAAAACAGCGCCAAAUGCAGCAAUGUUCUAUAAUGGCUACGAGAAGAGGGUUCAGGCGUAUUGAAAACAAAAGGGAAUUAAGGACCUAAAUGACCAUUAUAUGGAGAUCAACCAACAUCUUAUUCCUAAUAAAGCUGUUUAUAGGAACGAUAUUGACAUUGAGCAAGAGGGAUACCAAGAAUAUGACGAUGUUGAUGAAGAACCUGGAGAGUAUUACCAACAUAGAGAAGAAGGUAUGGAAGAGCACUAUCCGAGAGGACCUGCUCCGGGCAAUCCACUUGAAGAGGAAGGCCACUUUGAUCCUACCAGUCCACUUGAAAGUACCUUUAAUUCCUCCUCUCAAGAUAUGGGAGAUAAAAGAAAGAAGCAGCUAAAUGACUUGGUUUUAUCUCUUGAGAAUGAGCUUACCGAGCAACUUUAUAGCCACAAGAUUUUCUUGGAAGACAUCAACAGAAUUGAAGAAGAGAAGAACUUUUAUUACGACAGGCUAAGACUAAUAGAAGAUUUUGUUUCCCAGAAGAAGGAUUCAUUAGUAAAGAGACAAAUUAUUGAUAUCCUUGCCUGGGCUCCAGAAGAUUUCAUUGAGAAAAAUUAAGUUUAACUAUUUCAAUAAA
Messenger RNA from Moneuplotes crassus, 963 nucleotides. Lineage: Eukaryota; Ciliophora; Spirotrichea; Euplotida; Euplotidae. The record is from the annotation of a GenBank genome assembly.